AGACAACUGAAAAGAAAGAGAAAAAGGGCAGGGAGAAGAAAAGUGCUUCGAAAGUAAGGUUAAGGUCAGUCUUAAUAUAGGGCGCUAAUCUGGCGCGAUUGAGUGAAACAAACAAACCGGCUUGCAUGUGUUGACUGUGGGCGCGCUUGGGUAAUCGAAAUAUAUUAUUCCGUCGAAAAGGAGAAUCCCCUCGUACGUGUACGUGUCGGUGCGUUAUCAGCCAUAACAGUUGGCUUUGUGUGCGUGUGUGCGUGUGUGUGUUUGCCCUUCUAAUCGACACACUGCUGUGUGUGCUCUUUGCACGUGAAGGUAAAGAAGAGCAACCGCGUUGUUUGGGCCGGCGCCACCACCGCGGUGUGUUCGCUGACAGUUCGCAUCCAAGCUUCGAUUGAUCGAGAAGCCCCAGCCAGCAGCAUCCCCACUGAAUCUCGGCCGCGGUUUUCUGCGUAGAAGAACGAAAACAAUAACAGUUUAAUAACCUUCCCAACGGUCAACGACAACGCGCGGAACCGCUUUUUUUUGUUUUCUUGGUGUAGAAUUGCGGAACACACUACCGCGCGUGUGUGUGAUAGAGUGAGCGCAAAACUAGCCGCUGCCAUUGCCGAGCGAAAGAGACACCGCGCGAGAACAAGUGCGAGUGAUAGAAAAGGAGAGAGUGCGUGCUAGUGUUUUCGCCUUCUAGAGCGGAGAGCGUACCGGAGUCUGUCCACUGUACAGUGCACACGCUGAAUGCAAUCGUGUAUGGUGCGCCUACCCGUCCGGUGCGGAAACAAACAGAGAGGACAGCUCCUUCUUCUUCAUAUAUCGCCUCGGUUCGCGUGAAUCGAUCUCACAGGCUGCAGGUGUGCAAGUGCAUUUGCAACACUGCAACGGUGGUGCAUAUAGAGCUGGUAUAACAACAAAGAGAAAGAGUUUGUGAGAGAGCAAAAGCGAUCCAAUCCUGUAGGAUUUGUUGUUCUUCUUUGUCGGGGGAGAAGAAAAUAGUUCCUAGAAAAACACAUACACACACAAACGCACUGGGCCCCAUUCCAUUCUCAGUAGGCUGGUGUUUUGUUUUUGGGUCGCUUCUCAGAAUCCAUUCUUCGCUACGGCCAAGCGAGUGCAUUUGUUUGGCUAUCACAGCUGGUCAAAGAAAAGUGCGAACAGGAAGUGAAAAUAACUGGCCCUAAUCAAGGUUCUAAAACUCAGCGAAAAGCGCCCCGAAACAGUGAACGUCCUUGAAGCGCCACUCGGUCUCUGUGUGUGUUUCUGUUUGUGCCUGUUUCCGGCUGUGACACCAGUGAAGGAGAGAAGGCGAACAAAACAGUGAAGGCCUUGCCAAACCCCCGAACAACAGUAGCAGCAACAAUAAACAGGAAGUGUUCUAGCUGGUGGUUUUCUUUCAUUGCCCUCCGGAACUUGUUGAAGUAGUGUUUGGGCCUUUAAAUUAGCUGAAUCGAUUAGAACAUUGACACCAGUGCAGCGAGAUAUGGCGCCGAUUGCGACUACAAACGAGCCGAAAAUGGCACAAGGCGGCGAGGAAACUCUCACGCGCCACGCGGAUGCAAAUCAGCGCUACUACCCGUCGUCCACCAACCGCAAAAAUGGCAUCAACGAAGGAGGAGCACGCGAUGGAGCAACGAUGGCGUCAGUUCCGGCCACACUACUAGCAAACGACAGCAGCAACGGCAGCAGCACGGUCAAACCCUGCCCACUGCGAGCGCCCCUAGUCGUCACUGUCGUCGGACUACCCUGCCGGGGGAAAUCAUUGGCCGCCCACAAAGUUGCCCGCCACCUCAGCUGGCGAGGCGAAAGCGCCAAAGUAUUUACCGUGGAUGAAAAUGCUACCAACGAAACACUGAGUGAAAUUAGUCUUUUCUUCAAGGAGGGAAAUAAUGUUGCGAUCAUCGAUGGAAUGCAUUUGACGCGCGCCUCCCGCCAGACGGUGGCCACGUUCUGCUGCGAGGCCGUCUUUCACCAUCUGCUGAUCGAGUUCACGUGCAACGACAAAUGCCUGCAGGAGAAUGUGACGGACACGGUGCAAUUUUACCGCCAGCUCGAACAGAACGCCGACUGGGAGCGUCGCUUCCGGGAGCGCAACGAGCACCAUACGCCACAGUUCGAGCCGUGCUCGCCGCUGGAGGGUCCACUGAUUACGGUGAACAACUCGGAGGACCCGAUGUACCAUUCGGUGACGGCGCGCGGUGUACGCGGUGCCAUACAGACGGCGAUACUGGGCGUGCUGGCCAGUCCGGUCAUUCGGCAGCAAACGUUCUACUUCAGCCGGCACGGUGAAUCGGAGUACAACGUGUUGGGACGUAUCGGUGGAGAUGCAGAUUUGUCCCCGCGGGGCAUGAAGUAUGCCGACCGGUUGGCCCGUCAGCUGGGUGGCCCCGGAUCGGCACCGGACUCACCACGUCCCAAAGUGAUCUGGACGUCGGAGUUGCGGCGCACGAUUCACACGGUACAGAACAUCCCGGGACCGCGGGCCGCCAUCAAGGAUCUGAACGAGAUUAAUGCGGGAAUUUGCGAGGGCUUAACGUACGAGGAAAUACAGGAACGAUUCCCGCAAGAGUUUGCGUGGCGCGAUCAGGACAAGUUCAAGUACCGGUACCCGCACGGGGAAUCUUAUCUGGAUCUGUUGCAGCGCGUCGACAGCGUGGUGCAAGCGCUGCUGACCAAUACCGAUGUGCUGGUCGUGUCGCACCAGGCCGUGCUGCGGUGUAUUAUGGCGUACUUCAAGGGUGUUAAGCCAGAUGAUGUGCCAUACAUAAACGUGCCGUUGCACACGUUGCUCAUAGUGCGAUCGUAUGGGUACGAUUUUGUGGUCGAGACGGUUCCACUAAAGGUGGAAUGUGUAGAUACUUAUCGCAUCCAGCCGAAGAACUGCUCCACUAGUCGUACCACGGCCGAUGCCCUCACAACCGUACCGGCUCACUUCGAUGCACCCCUUACGCAGCAAAUGUCCACGACGAUCAGCUAAAGAGACCGCACACAGUCACUAAUUCAGCCCCCUUGGACGGAAGUCCCUUGGCAAGAGGAGAUGCAUGACGUUGAUAAUAGUACUUUAGUGAUGGCGAUCAACCGUACAACAAACAAACAAAAAUCGUAGGAGGGCGUCGUCGGCGUAAUUCUGCCUCCUACAUCUACAUCUCAAUUACGCUACCCUCAGGGUUGCUAGUGUGUUCCGGCAAUACAUAUAACCAUAGGAGAAAAGCCACAAACAAAACACGACGCCACGUGCUCGCUUUAUAAACGCUCAACUAUUUUUGUUGCAACGCAUCGGCAUCGGCUACGGAUCGUUCAAUAUAUUAAAAAAAAAACACAACAUAGUUCUUCCAGCAACAGCACAGUUUGUACAAAGCGUUGGCAAGAGCGGAGCACGUUGCACGUUUGCGCGGUUUUAGGAUGCUCAUUAGGAUGCAACACUGUACGCACACAGAGAGAGCACCACGGCCUUUUAGAAGAUGAUGCAUUUUUGUUAGCGGUGGAAAAAGCCACACAAGAGAGAUCCAUUAGGCUGCUUAUUGUUAAUGGCGUCGCAGAGUUGGGAGGCAUAAUUUGUGGUUUUAAAAAAAUCAAACACACACGAAACACAACACGAGAGGUUGAAAUAACGGUUGUAAAGCAAAUCACACAGAUUUUCACAGUCACAGAGGAAAUGUUUGAUAAUCAGCUAAUGAUGACGACCAGCACACAACAAACAAACAAAAAAUGGGUACAGAAGAAUGAUUUCAAUGCAUUUCAAUGCUUUCGCUAGGGUAGUUAGUGUGCGUGCAAGCGAGAAUCAGUUUACGGCACAGUGAAGUCAUAAAGUUAUGAUCGCAGAAGAAAAAACACAUACAGUAAACAUCAAAAAAGGGGGGUUUAAAAAGCCACCCCAAUAGGGGGCAAAGGAAUACAAUUGGCAGGAUCAAUUUGCAAAGCAAAACUUAAGAAAGAUCUGGUGGAAUUCAGGUAAAAAAAUGGGGACACACAAAUGGUGCAAAGGAAAAAAAGAGCCAACAAACAGAGAGCAGAAACAAUUUAAUCAAUAUGCAAACAAACAAAAAUGUUGAUAAAA
Messenger RNA from Anopheles merus, 4042 nucleotides. RefSeq names its product 6-phosphofructo-2-kinase/fructose-2,6-bisphosphatase-like. Gene Ontology annotation, biological process: fructose 2,6-bisphosphate metabolic process; fructose metabolic process. Gene Ontology annotation, molecular function: fructose-2,6-bisphosphate 2-phosphatase activity; ATP binding; 6-phosphofructo-2-kinase activity. The coding region runs from base 1469 to 2962 and encodes 497 amino acids. Lineage: Eukaryota; Metazoa; Arthropoda; Insecta; Diptera; Culicidae. The record is from RefSeq and is a predicted model, not a curated record. Gene Ontology annotation, cellular component: cytosol. The transcript has 9 exons.